CCCUUUACUUCAUCGCUUCGCGCUCUUCUCACCGGCGACGGUGCUCUUCUGCUUCCUCGUUGCGCUCGUCGCAUCGGCGAGCUGAUACUUGCUACCCUCCAGGAUGUCGCACGACAAUUUGGGAUUUACAUCGAGCACGGACGCUCUGCAGGAUGUGAAAAAGUCCUCUUCGUCCAAGGUGCAUCAGAUUAAUCAGAUUAAUUAUGGACCGAACGAGAAGCAAAAUAGCGUUUAUGUUUUGGAGCUCGAAGAAAAGAAGAAGAAAGGCGCGAACGAAGAAAAUGACAAUUAUGAUCCGUAUGACUACAGAGUGGUGGAGCAUCCAACCACUGAUGCGGAGACGCUGCUUCAUUUGCUGAAGGGUAGUUUAGGCACGGGAAUCCUCGCGAUGCCAAAGGCUUUCUACAAUGCCGGAUACGUCGUCGGUAUGAUAGCCACGAUCAUCAUAGGUCUACUUUGUACAUACUGCAUGCGAAUUCUAGUUCGCUCAGAAUACGAACUGUGCAAGAGGAGAAGAGUGCCGUCCAUGACGUAUCCGGCAACUGCAGAGGCUGCUCUGCUUGAAGGACCGGUACUUUUUAGGCCGCUCUCCAGAGCUUCCAUCCACAUAAUAAACACCUUCCUGAUGGUAUAUCAGAUGGGCACUUGCUGCGUCUACUUGGUAUUCAUCUCUAAAAAUCUGCAACUGGGACUCAGCAAGUUUAUUGAAUUGGAAGUGGAAAUAUACAUGGCGAUUCUUCUAUUACCAUUGAUCCUCAUUAAUUACAUCAGGAACCUUAAGUUCUUGGCACCGUUCUCGACGAUCGCAAAUGCCAUCAUGUUCGCUGGAUUUGCCAUCAUACUUUACUACAUCUUCCGAGAGCCGUUGACGUUCAAAGACCGCGUGACAGUUGGGGAGGUCAAGAAUUUUCCACUUUUCUUUGGCACCGUCCUGUUUGCCCUCGAGUCCAUUGGCGUGAUCAUGCCGUUAGAGAACGAGAUGAAGACUCCCCGAUCUUUCAUGAGACCAUGCGGCGUGCUUAACAUCGCAAUGGGCGUCAUAGUCACCAUGUAUGCAGCCCUAGGUUUCUUCGGAUAUAUAUGUUACGGUAGCAAAAUCGCUGGUAGCAUCACGCUCAAUCUACCGACCGAAGAUCUGGGAAUCGCGGUGCAAAUUCUCCUGGCUAUCGCUAUUUUCUUCACUCAUCCCAUUCAGUGCUACGUCGCCAUCGAUAUAGCGUGGAACGAGUAUCUCAGUUCCCUGUUCGAGAAAUUGAGAUAUCGUUACAAGAUACUCUUGGAAUAUGUGGUCAGAACUGUCAUAAUUUUGGUUACUUUUGGAUUGGCGAUCUCGAUUCCAGAGUUGGACCUCUUCAUAUCGCUGUUCGGCGCGCUGUGCCUGUCGGGCCUGGGGCUGGCGUUCCCGGCGCUUAUACACUUGUGCGCGUUUUGGAAGGUCGCGGGACCCACCGAGAAGAAGAUCAUGGUAGCGAAGAACACGUGCCUGAUGCUGAUCGGCGCGCUGGGCCUGGUCGUGGGCACGUACACGAGUCUCCGCGACAUCAUCGCGAAGUUCUCUUGAGCUUGACGGGCCCCGCCAGCUCCGCGAGGGACUGCUGUGCGACAAAACUGUUGUGAGGGACAUGAGAGGAGGGUGAAAAGAAGUGAUCGUUCUCUCCGCGUGAGAGAAACGGCGACAAUGUGAUACGUAGUUGAAGUUGAUCAUUGCUAAGAGUGAGUGUUACGUAUAGAUAGAGGUGUACUUCGGAGACUUUAGCCGAGGGACCAGUUUAAGCUUCUCGUAACGGCUCAUCGAUCACGCUUUGGCUCGCCGGGCAGUGAGACGGGAUGGAGUUCCUAGGUGCACAUCAGUUUUUUAAUGCGUGAUGCGACAAACUCCACCGCGUGGAGGCGGACUUGUACGGCAACGCGAGACAGGGAUCUGGCGCGCGCCAGUAUCGCUCGCGUAUAUGUAAAAAGACAGUUUUAUCAUGUCUUGAAUAAAAGUUAUUUUAUUUUCACACACACACACACACACACACCGCCGUCCAGCUCGAUUUGAUGCUCUUUUCCGGAGUCAUCGCAGGCGACGUCCGAAUUAAGACGUGUGCGCCGCGCCGGUUGUUUUCGCUUAUGCAAUUAUGGACCGCUGUUUUUAUUAAUACUCGAUAAUUGUAGAAAAAUAGACAGAAGAGUUAUAUAGUUUAUUAUAAUUUAUGUAAUAUAUAAUAUAUUUAUCACGUGACGAGCCGCGCUGUGUAAAACUAGAAAGUGUUCAAUGAUGUAACCAGUUCGCUGCUUGAAAACGAGCACAUUUAUCAAUGUCACUGUGUUAUCUUUAUUUUCUCUUUCAUUUAGGUCUUUAGGCAAUCAAUAUUGAUUAUCAACAAUCGAUCGAUAUCGUAUUAUUGUAUCCCUAAAGCAUAGGCGGCGAAGCGUUUUCUUUGUACAGAGAUAGCGGAACAUUCAUGAUAUAGAUUUUAUAUGAAUGUGAUUGUUACGCCACGCAAUUGUUGAUUCACACUUAAGGCUUGGUUCUGUAAGCUAGCUGCUUCCGCUCAUGACAUAAAAACGAUGUUAUGAAAUUAAAAUAUGAAAGGAGAAAGAGAUGAUGAAGCUUUUGUAUGUAAAGAAUCGAAAUAUAUUUUCAAGUAUUAAACUAAGAAAUUUUCUCAUACUAAAUCAAUAUUUAACUAAAGAAGAAAUCGAUUUAUAAAAUUAUAAAACCAGCUUUACUCUUAAAAAAGUGAAUUUUUUAAUUAUUUAUUUAAGAAACAAAUUUUAUAAAUUAGCAAAAUCAUUGUGUGCAAUUAUACAUAUUUUUAUGCUCCAAGAUUCAGAUCCGAUAAUCAGUUUAAAAAAUAAUUUGACACUAUUUUAAUAUCUAUUACAAUUUUUAAGUGACUAAGUUUUCAGAUUUAUCGACGCGAUUUUUAUUAUCAGCACAACUACCCCUGAUCAGUCACCACCUCUGGUAGUCUCGUCACGCGCAAGUCUCAUCCACCAACUGCCUCACCCGCCGCCAGGCGUCGCUAGAGAUUAUCGUAUAGAUCGCGAGGAGGGUAGUUACCCCCCGCGUGACCUAAACGGAAUCCGUCCCUAAUUUUCUCAGGCAGUGAAGGGCAUUGUGGCUACCGCGGCCGCCAGCCGUAACGUACUCCCAUUGCACACACACACAUGUGAUCCCCAUGUUCAGUUGAAUGCGUAUCUAGCCUGCAGGGGUGUAACACCACCACAGAUACACACACACACACACACACACACACACACACACACACACACACAUGAGUUUGUCCCUUUUAUCUCUCAGUCGUACGUACGUAGCUGUAACUCGUGAUAAAGUGACCUCUCUCGCGCAACUGACGAGCAAGCUCAAACGUAAGUUGCACAGGGUUGUAGCAGACCUGGCUGAUGCACCACCUUCCGUACGACGUGUUCAGCACGUGAUUUCCUAAUUUACGAUCGACUGUGACUGAUGACGGGGAUGAUUGCGCUCGCGAUUGAAGCAGUCUGGAUCACUCCGAGCUACGAGUUGCUUCUCAGGUUGCCGGAUACUCGUUUAUGAUUUUAUCAGCAGUUUCAGACAAAACAGUGCUUCAUUUUUUAUCUCUGAAAUUCUGAACAUGAGAGGGUUCGUGAGAAUUUUUAGUCUAAAACUAGUUUGUUACAUAGUAGAACGGUGCUUCUUUCUUUGCGGUGGUGAGAGAAGAAGUGUAACGCUUUAAGCUUUAAACAAACAGUAAACAUCAAAGAAUUUUACCACUAAAUAAUUUUUAUGUUAUUAUUUAUUAAGCAAUUUUUGAUACCUUAUACAUGUUUCGAGAGAAAUGCGAACUCGUAGAAUUCUAUCGUAUCGUGGAACGAUCCAGAUCGCUCUGAUCGAAAGCACCACGGAAAAGUGCUUCAGCGAUGCUUCGCCAUCAGAAUUACGUAAUCGCGGUGGCGCCUUUUCCGAUAUCCAGCACGAUUAUAGGCUAUGAACGAAGAGUUACUAAUAAAAUAUUUUAUAAAG
Molecule: messenger RNA, 3991 nt
Organism: Ooceraea biroi (clonal raider ant)
Lineage: Eukaryota; Metazoa; Arthropoda; Insecta; Hymenoptera; Formicidae
Product: proton-coupled amino acid transporter-like protein CG1139
Biological process (GO): amino acid transmembrane transport
Cellular component (GO): vacuolar membrane
Molecular function (GO): L-amino acid transmembrane transporter activity
Source: RefSeq, a predicted model, not a curated record